GAAAGUGAUGGCUGUCCUGGCGAAUAUUAAUAAUAACAGCUGGGGGUGUCUCGGCACGCUGCGCAAACAUUCCAUAUGCUCACCUCUUCGUUGACGGCUUCUGAGGGAUCAAAGCACGAAAGACUAGAACGGCAUUGGAAGUGUUAAUUAUAGCGAUGAAGGCCAUCUUCGCCCUCGGCACCUGCCUGCUUUCCGCGGCCCAAUGCCUUCCUUCAGCACGCGCGACGGCCUCGUCCGGCGCCGAGGGGACUCGCUUCUCCAUCGACGGCAAGACGGGGUACUUCGCAGGCACCAACUCGUACUGGAUCGGCUUCCUGACCAACAACAAGGACGUUGACACCACCUUGGAUCACAUCGCCUCCUCCGGCCUCAAGAUCCUGCGUGUGUGGGGCUUCAACGACGUCAACAGCAGGCCGAGUCCCGGCACCGUCUGGUUCCAGCUCCUCUCGUCCUCGGGUUCUGAGAUCAACAUGGGUCCCGACGGCCUGCAGCGGCUCGACUAUGUGGUCCAGUCGGCAGAGAAGCGCGGCGUCAAGCUGAUCAUCAACUUCGUCAACAACUGGGAUGACUACGGCGGCAUGAACGCCUAUGUCAAGGCUUUUGGCGGCACCAAGGAGGGCUGGUACACCAAUGCCCGGGCCCAAGCGCAGUACAAGAAGUACAUACAGGCGGUGGUUAGCCGUUACGACAAGUCCGACGCCGUCUUUGCGUGGGAGUUCGCCAACGAGCCCCGGUGCAAGGGGUGCAGCACGGACGUCAUCUACAAGUGGGCGACGGAUAUCUCGGCGUACAUCCGCAGCCUCGAUCCGAGCCACAUGAUCACGCUGGGCGACGAGGGUUUCGGGCUUCCCGGAGACGGAACAUACCCCUACCAGUACAGCGAGGGUGUGGACUUUGUCAAGAAUUUGAAGAUCAAGGACUUGGAUUUCGGGACCUUCCACAUGUACCCCGACAGCUGGGGCGUUCCGUACUCCUUCGCCAACGGCUGGAUCAAGAGUCAUGCGGACGCGUGCAAAGCCGCGAACAAGCCAUGUCUUCUGGAAGAGUACGGCGCCUACGCUAGCUGCGAUAUCCAGAAACCCUGGCAGCAGACAGCUCUUUCGUUCGCUGCCGACGGUGUGAGCGGCGACCUGUUUUGGCGGUGGGGCGACCAGCUCAGUUACGGCCUGUCGCCAAACGACGGCAACACGGUCUAUUACGGUUCAUCACUUGCUCAAUGCCUCGUGACGGAUCAUGUUAAGGCUAUUAAUGGCUCAGGUGCCGUUUGAUUCAAAAUCUCUUUUGCAAGGUUGCUGGGAAUGCGCCCCGCUCUGCUUCUCCUUCAGCACUGGUUGCUUCUCGCCGCUGCCCCAACAAGUUGUUUGACCUCAAGCAAAAGGAAAGAGAAAACGACCGCUCGUCUGAGAGGAGAAAGUGUAUCGGCCAAGAAGUUAAGAGGUAGGAAGGGGAUGAACAUUAAGUUCUCACGAAUUCUUUUGCUGCUUGCUGGCUUUUUCGUUCCCUCUUCUUCUUUCAAUUUCUAUUAUUUCCUUAUUAAUAUCUGAUCAGUGCCUGUUCCUUUCUUACGAAGCUGAUGUUCGGCAAUCAGCUUCCAUGUGCGGCCUACUCUGUACUUCCUACGCUGUAGUAACAAUUGCAUAGUUCAAAGUAUGUCUUG
This is a messenger RNA of Thermothelomyces thermophilus ATCC 42464, 1657 nucleotides long. Its product is annotated as glycoside hydrolase family 5 protein. Gene Ontology annotation, molecular function: hydrolase activity, hydrolyzing O-glycosyl compounds. The record is from RefSeq and is a predicted model, not a curated record. The transcript is spliced from 3 exons. NCBI's taxonomy places the organism in Eukaryota, Fungi, Ascomycota, Sordariomycetes, Sordariales, Chaetomiaceae. The coding region runs from base 156 to 1268 and encodes 370 amino acids.